Amoebophrya sp. A25 is the source of this 15409-nucleotide messenger RNA. The record is from the annotation of a GenBank genome assembly. Lineage: Eukaryota; Dinophyceae; Syndiniales; Amoebophryaceae.
CGACCGUAGAAAACAUUGCCGCAGACGCCGGGUCUGCUACUUCAGUUAAGACUGCAUCAAGAACAUCGGUUAAAGCUUGUUGGUCACGACAUCAGCGAAAUUCGUGGAACUCAAAAGAGAUCCAGGGAAGUCGUAGGUCUAAUCCAGGGGAAGUCGUUUUUUGAUUUUGUCUAAUCUAGGAGAUGAGGUUGUUGACGCUGGAGUUCCUGACGCCGAGGAAGAUGAAAAUGCUGCUGGCGAAUGGUCUACGAAUGUUGAAGACGCCCAUACUUCUGAAGUAGAAGAGGAUGCCGCUGAGGUCAAUGAUUAUGUGUUGUCGUGUCGAAGCAUUUCAUUUCUACAAGCCUAAGGCAGCUUGUUGGAGCCUUUUUGUUUUCCACGACUGCAUCUCAAUCGGUGCAGCUGAACAUUAGAGUGAAUUCUUUUUGGAUAUUAGUUUAUGUUGGUCAAUGGUCAUUACUGGCUCAAGAUCCAAUGAAUGAACCUGAUUUCAAUGCCAAAUGACUGCUCUCACUCGUCACCUUGAUCAUGAUCAAUACCGUUCCUUGUCUUGAACUCUUGUUAGUUCCUCGUAUGAUCAUCAUUUGAACUCAAUGAAUUCCAACAUGAAUUAGCAGCAAGAUCUCCCAGAUCUUCAACUGCACUAUGACCCUUCAUGAUAUCCCAAUGACAUUGAACCCAUUUUGAUACCAUUUCAGGGCCUUAAACAGUCAGUGAUCAUUCGGCACGUCCGUUCUGAUCGUCUUUCUGUUACAUUGCAACGAUAAUCAUUCCAUUUACUCUCAAGAGCCUCAUAUUGCGCUUGGACGUGUUCGGGUGUUCCAACACUGUUUCAAGCCCUUGAGCCUUACCUUAUUAAAGAAAUUGCUAGUCAAUACUUUGUAGAAGUAGAGAAAACAAAGUCGCAUUAUUUGCGCCACAAAAUGCCCGAUAUGAGUCUUGGAGAGAUUUCACCCAAACUGGGACAGAAAUCUGACUGGCGUGACUGGCUUCGAGCGGUAACGCAAGAAGCGGACCGCCUGGACCUAGUCCAAUACUUCAACAACGUGCUGAACGGCAAUGCGGCAGGGAUUCCGAACCAACCCAACAACAACGACCGCAAGCUCCAGCAGAAUUGGCGAGAUUUGAAGAACGUGAUCAUCAAGUCGCUCAAAGGUGCAGCCGCAGCACAUAUGAAGGAUCAGGAUACCACUGUAAUGAACGCUGGUGAAGUGGUAACAAACCUCCGUGACGCUGGUUUCAGUCAAAAUGACCGCACAGAGCAGCGAAUCUCUGCUAAAGCGUUGGAAGGGAUGCAUUUCACGAACAGUGAUUCUCCUCCAGACGUUCCAACAUUCUUGGCGAAGGUUAGAGAUGUCAUGAACCAAUCUCCGACCGUAUACCCGCCGGAAGUUGGUGUGGCUGUUGCUGAUCAACAAAACGGAGCAAUCCUCGACAUUCUGCCAAAAAUGUUUUCCAAAGCAUUUCGACAGACAAUCGAGAGGAUGCAAGAAGAUGAACAUCUAACGUUCGUCCAAAUCGGUGACAGACUCACGAAACGGCUUCAAAGUUUGAUUGACUCUGGUGAGUACAAGAUCGAGAAUCCAUCUUUCGGCAAAGCUUUUCCAGCUGUCGAAGAUUCCGAUGAUGAAAACCAGAACAAUAACAAAACCAAGAAGCGUAAACGUCAAGAUGAGAGUGAUGACGAUGGUAACGCGUUUGCCGCUCUCAAGAAAACAACGAUCAAACGACUUCGCAAGAAGAUUCGCAAAGAAAUCAAGAACGAGGUCUACGCAACAAAAGGAAGUGGAAAGAGUAGUAGUAGUAGUUCUAGUAGUAAGAAGAACAAAGGAAAUGGCAAAGGUAAAGGUGCUAAGAACUCAAAUCCUAAUGAGGGCAUCCAGUGCAACUAUUGUCACAAAUAUGGACAUAAGGCGCACAAAUGCUGGCUAAACCCGAUGAGUCAAAGCUACCAACCUAACAAAGCCAUGGGCAGCAACUUCUUCAACAAUUCAUACAACUGUUGGCCGCAAGGUAACACUAUCCCUCCGUGGCACCAGAACAACUAUCCACCGCAACAAAGUGGAGGAAAAGGAUUCGACAACGGUAACCCACAGCAGCAAUGGGGUGGACAACAACCACAACGCUGAGUCGAAACCAAUCCGGAAUGGAAUGGAUAUGGGAGACGAGAUGGACAGUCCCAAGAUGAAGAAGAAUUGGAAGAAGAUUUCCAAAAUGAGGAUGGAAAAUGUUCGCUGAACUUGGAAGAAAACUUUGAGAAUAAAGAAUAUAGAAGUGAACUGCUUAGGGAUGAAAGCUAUAUGAUUGACAAUCACUCAGGUUGCUAUCUUAGUGCAAAUCAAAGCAAAACAGUUUCACUUGUUGACAGUUGUGCAAAUAAGUAUUUGUCUAGCCAUCGUUCCGAUUUCAAGAAAAUUAGCCACCGGCUUUGUCAUAUUAGUGGCACUGCUGGAAAGCGAAGUGGGAACCUAGGUAGACUAAAAGAAAACAAACUAGGAUUAAAAUAUGGCGUACACUUUGAACACUUACCAAAAGCCAUAGAUCGCAUUAUACCGUGGUUAGGUGAAGGAAACUGUCAUGAAAAGGGUUGGCAAAUGAAUUUCACAGAAAGUGGCGGAACGUUGUACAAUACUCGCUCCGGCCGCUCUCUACCCAUAACAAAUUGCCCCCAGAUGCAGUUACCUAUUCUAGGCUGUGACAUGUUUAGCAAAGAAGAAAAUGAAACUGAGGAGGAUAUAGUAUGCACUAGUAUAGAAGAAGCUAGACUUCAUUCACAAGCUUCAAGAUUAGACAUACAUCGUAGACUUGGUCACUUUCACGUUGAUGGCCUUAGUGUAUCUUGUCCAGAAUGUGAUCGAACCAAAGGUCAAAGACGCUCUCAUGCAAAAGUGAGACCCCCUGGACAUAUACCUUCUCCAUUGAAAACACUUGCAAUUGAUUUCGCAGUUGGUAUUAGACCAGUAUCUAUAAGAAGCAAAAGAUGUGCUUUAGUCAUUAUUUGUGAUUCGAUUAAAAUGUGUUUCGUUCGUCCUCUUUGCCUCAAGUCGGACUGCGUAGAGGUGAUUGAAGAAGUAAUAAAAGGCAUUCGCCAGGACUACUCAUUGUCACUCGACGACAAGGUGGUGUGGUUCAUCCGUAGAGAUAACGAACCCGUCCUAAGUAGUGACCAUAUGACCAAAGUCAUGCAAUCGCUACUGGUUUCGGAAAUUCCUGGAGUUCCUUACAACCCAGAAAUGAACGGAACUUGCGAACGUUUCAUGCGGACCAUUUUCGGUGCUGUACGUACCAUGUUGGUCAAAGUCGACCGACGUCUUUGGUGUUACUGCUUACAGUAUGCCGGAGAUUGUUGGAAUCGCUUACCGCAUCGUUAUGCAAAAAUGCCAGAACGUGAUGGAAUGAGUCCUGUCGAGAUACUAGAAAAGAGGAUAGGAAAGAAGUCCUCGAAAAGUGGUCUAGGUAUGUUAAGAAGAUUUGGUUGCUUGGUGUACUUUCGUGAACAGGUCGUAGACACCACCAACAAGAAAGAAGCAAAGCUUGCGUCACCUUAUCGGCGUGGUGUGUUUCUCGGUCUGUGUCCAGUUUCGUCUGGUUGGCUAGUAGGUACAUAUCACAACGAUGGGAGAACGAAAGCUGGCUUCAAGUGGAGUGAGUAUUCCACACUAGACGUAAAAUUUCGAGAGUCGAUAUUAGUCAAGAACAUUGAUUGGCUAUUGCCUACGUCGAAGGGCAUUUAUGUUGAUUAUGACCCGCUGGAAAACCUGCAGUCUGGCACGCCGUCGCUGGGUCCCGUCCUGCACAGACAUGCGCUGCAACGUAUGGCCUGUCAGCCGCGCUUCUCUGGCACGGAGUACAGCUCAGGCGAUCCAACCGGCAUGGAAAUGAUACUAGAUAACAAUGACAUUGGUGAGUUUUUCUGUGAAUCUUUGGACAAAGAGGAAGAUCCAAAGACCGGUGAUGAUUCCAACUCUGACGCGCAACGCGUUGAGGAGGGGAAUAUCUCAUCGGAGCGUGUGUCGCCUGACUCUAAUCCUGAAGCAAGGGAUCCGAGGACCUUACCCAUUCCACCAUCUCAACCAGGCAAAGUUGAGGAGGGGAAGAAAGGCCGAGGAAGACCUAAAGGGAGCAAGGAUAAGAAUCCAGGACAACGCAAAAGAAGAACAAAAGCCGAGCUAGAAGCAUUAAGAAAAGACAUGCAUAAAUUUGCCAUGCUAGCAGGCGGGCAUGAGCUGGAAGAAGGGGAGACCUUUCUCGAAGCACAUGUCAUGCUGUCAGUUUCCCAAGCCUUGAAAAGCCCUGACGCCGAGAAAUGGCGUGCAGCUAUCACCAAGGAGGAAGCUAGACUACUUGCCUUUGAGACUUGGGCGCCAGCUACUGACGAGGAGCUGCGAACCUCUUCUCAGGUAAUGCCUAUAGCAAUCGUUCUCACGGUAAAACGUGAUGGAACUUUCAAAGCUCGUGCUUGUGUGCUCGGGAAUCUUGAUCGUUCGGGGAAUAUCGACACCUACGCCCCUGUAGUGUCACAUGCUGCGAAUAGACUUUUACUCGUUUCAGCAGCGACGGACUCUGACUUCGUCAUCCCAUUCGACCUUGAUUCUGCGUUCCUUAAUGCUGAACUCGAUCGUGACGUCUUCUGCCGUCUUCCACCAGUGUGGGCGGAGAAGCAUGGAGCGGAUAUCGUCAAGCUUAAGAAAGCUCUCUAUGGGCUCAAGGACGCUCCACGAGCCUGGUUCAAGAAGUAUUGCGUGCUAUUGUCCGAACUCGGAUGGGAGCCGUGUCCUUCUGCUCCAGGAUUGUGGCGGAAAAAGAGCAAAACGCACCCAGGAAAGUAUAUGAAGAUGUCAGUCUAUGUUGAUGAUAACUUAGCUACUGGACCUGACUAUCACGAGUUACGGUCUGAGCUCGACCGGAUCUUUAGUCGCGCCCCUGGCCGACCUAUUGAGAUGGCAAAGCGAGUCGAUUCUCUUACGGGUUUCGAAUGGCUAGAGUUCGACUUUCUUGGUGCGAUUGUGCACUAUUGUCGGGAAGCACGUUCAGUGAAAAUCCUGAUGAAUGUGUACAUAGAGAAGACUAUACAGAAGUAUAAAAUAACAUUAGGUAAGCCGGUGUGGUCUCCAAAUUUCGACGAGUCUGCUUUGCUUGAGGAGGGGCUUAAGCUAGCAGCCGGGUUUCCAUUGCGUGAGAUUGUUGGCGCACUGCUUUGGAUAUCGACAACCGCAAGGCCAGAUAUUUGCGUCCCUGUGGCGACAUUGGCUCGGUAUGUCAGUAAGCCCGUUACAGAAAGAAUUGCAAAAGCCUGUAGAAAAGUAUUAAAGUAUCUAGCUACGACAAAAGACCAAGGACUCUAUUAUUCUCCAGAAAGUGAGGAAGAAUUCAACGGAAUUUACAAGAAGCUCCUACCAGAAGGAAGAGAGCUACCGUAUACUAACUGGUUCUCAGAUGCAGGAUUCGCAAACUGCAUAAAGAGCAUGCGCUCGACCAGUGGUUCGAUUAUGUACUAUCGGGGCUUUCCAAUCUGUUGGAAACGCAAUACACAAACCGUGCGUGCAUAUUCAACUGCAGAGUCAGAGUAUAUAGCCGCGUCGGACACUAUUGUCAUGAGCGAGCUGCAUGAUUUUACAGAUUUCUUCAAUCCCUUACCCACUCAAUUAGUGGAAACGCGGUUUGGUAUAUCGCCAUCCCUCGAUGAUGCCAUAUUGUGGAUAGACAACCAGUCUGCAAUCUCGACAGCAAAGAGUGAAGACACGAAGCCUAAGAGUAGACACUAUGCGUUACGUUAUUUACGAGUUAGAGACGCAGCUGAGAAAGUAGUUUUCUGUCCUACUCACCUCAUGAAAGCUGAUGGACUAACGAAACUUUCAUGCUCAUCUACUCAACGCAGAUUAUUAUUACAUCACAUAGAGAAUCCAGUCAUUAGCCGUAACCAUGAUGAAGAUGAUAGUGACUCGGAAACGGAAGAUGAUGAGUCUGGUUCAAGUUCUGCUUCCGUGGCGGUGCUUACCUAUUCUAUCUUCUUAGGGUGUUAGGUCGUUGGUCAAGUGGUGACGUCAGUGGAUAUAGAGAAUCGUGAUGGUUCUGGGUCAGAGCAGGUAACACCAGACCGUUUGUGACUUUCGUCAUUUCCUCACCUAGCGAUUGAGGAGGGGUGUUGGUCAAUGGUCAUUACUGGCUCAAGAUCCAAUGAAUGAACCUGAUUUCAAUGCCAAAUGACUGCUCUCACUCGUCACCUUGAUCAUGAUCAAUACCGUUCCUUGUCUUGAACUCUUGUUAGUUCCUCGUAUGAUCAUCAUUUGAACUCAAUGAAUUCCAACAUGAAUUAGCAGCAAGAUCUCCCAGAUCUUCAACUGCACUAUGACCCUUCAUGAUAUCCCAAUGACAUUGAACCCAUUUUGAUACCAUUUCAGGGCCUUAAACAGUCAGUGAUCAAUCGGCAAGUCCGUUCUGAUCGUCUUUCUGUUUCAUUGCAACGAUAAUCAUUCCAUUUGCUCUCAAGAGCCUCAUAGUGCGCUUGGACGUGUUCGGGUGUUCCAACAGUUUACAAGUCAGUGCUUUAGAGUGAAUUUUUGCUGCAUCAACCUACUUUAAGAUAAGGAGGAGGAAGAGUGGAUCCUUUGUUACGUCUGGGAGACGGUCGGAAAAUGCGCAAACAGAAUCUCGGAAAGAAUACUGUCAAAUUCUGAGCAGUUGCGUAACGACAUUUUGCCGGAAAUCUCUUGUAAGGCUGCAAUUUCACGAUGUAUCUCAAAGACAAGACUAGUGUCGUAAGGAGCGGGAUGAUCAUUAACUAGUGCCUAGGUCUAAGUCUGCCCUAGUUAAGGCUGCAGAGGCAGAGCUCAAGCAACAAGCUGAGCUGCGUGCGGCACUCUCUGCAAAGCGUGAGGAGUGGCAGGAGUGGGAGCGCUGCGUCGAUUCAGUAGAAAAGUUAAGACUUCUUUUAUUUGAUAGAAUGACAGCAGCAGGGAGAGAAGAUGAAACAGAAAGUGAAGUUGUACACAAAAUUCUGUAUAUAAGAUCAUCGAGAGAUGAGGUCAGGUGUACAACUAGAAUAAGCGCAACUUUUGUCAACAUCUACUAAUCUCUCGUUUGCAAGGGGAAGGUGAAGAUGAUGGAUAUCCACAUCAAGGACAAGCUGUUGGACAGCCUAUAGGCUUUGUGGUCUCGUCUACUAGGAAGCAAAGAACGCGAGGCAAGACAGACUCGUCCGCGUCUGAUUUAGAUGGCCCGAACACAAGUAAAGGAGGAGCAAUAGAAGUCUUCGAUGUCGAUAACUACAACUUCAAGGUAAGGCGACAAGAGAUCCGUCUUCGCAGGGCAUCUUGUUUCCGUUUUUAAAGGGAAAAUGGGGCCCAAGAUGUUGCUGGAGAUGGGCCCUUUUUAGUUUUAAUGAAGCCGCAGAGACCAAAGGCAAUACGGGAUCGAUUUCUGCGGUCUCUUAACGACGAAACUGAAUAUAAUUUCCUCAAAGGUUUGUGGAUGGCUUUUCGAAGCACACAGGAUCAAUCUCUCUACUUUCAUGAUCUGAAUGUUCCACAUGAGAAUUUCCGACCGCUGGUUGGCCACGCGCUAGGGGGAAACUCGUCAGAGAGGCACUAUAAUUAAGGCUUACUAGACCGUGACUCAUUUUCGGAAUGAGGGAGCAUCUCUGACGCCUUGAUUUUUAAUUGAAAAGCGACCGAUAACAACAGAGACAACAGCGAGCACGCAUGCUCUGGCUCUGCAAGGUGAAUAUGGGAACUGCUAAGUGUGCAGGCAAACGCCUAAACCACUAAGCCAACUGAUAGAUCGCAGCGUCGCUUCCGUCUAUAUUGAAAGCCCCGCGCCUUGGCAAAACUCCUAUAUUAGUACUCUUCUUGAUGUGGCCGUCUCUCAUUUUAAAAAUCUAUGUCGCGCCUAGCAGUUGGCCUAGUGGUUUAGGCGUUGACCUGUAGUACCGGGGUGGGCAGUUGGCUUACUGGUUCAGGCGUUGACCUGUACCCUUAUCAGGAACCGAGUCUCCAUCGUCUAAUACAACUACGACGGCUCAGAGAAGUAUGACCCAGCAUCACAUCGAGAGGAUGUCCUGAGACACGAAGGGGCGCCUCUGGAAGACCGAGUGCGCUACGCGGUGGUGGCGGAGCGAGCCGCGAAAGACACUGCAGUUAAGGCCGCGUGAGAAAAUCCAUCUUUCCUAGCAUUUUGAUGACCUCACUUCGAAGGCGGGAAAUAUAGGGAUAGCACCAAGAAGAUGCUGCUCGGCAGCGUCUUUUUGAAAGGAACUACUCUAUAUACUAUUUAUAAGGUCGUUAAUACAGUACCAAGAAGAUGCUGAUCGAGAUGGAUUUUUUCGUCAAGGUUCGUUACCUCCUAAUGCAGAAUGGCUUUACGAGUAUCAAGCAGCUCGUAUGAGGCAUCUACCGCUGCCUGAGCAAUGUCCAAUAAUCCGCGUGCGAGCGGACCCUACACGAGAGGGGAGUCGGUCUCGGGACGUGGAAGUUCCCCUUGUUUACCCAAAUGUGAACAAGCUGUUGUUUUUAUGGCAGGAGGUUGGUACCGUCCGAGCACUGCAGGAGGUACCGUUGUAAGGAGGAUGUAGUUGUCCUCGUUCAGGAUGUCGACAUGCUCCUUCCGACCUCUUGGGUCUUUUUUUUCUACUUGAAAAGGAUGCUCUACUAGUAAGGAGGAUGCUCUGAGGGAGAGAGGACGCGGCUGGGUGGCUCUAACAUUGGCAUCUACUACAACAACGGAGGAAAACCCUGCUCGUCGAGGUAAAAACGUCAAGCCCUCUUUGUCAGCGCAAGUCUCGCAAAGAGAGCAGCGAAAGAAGCGUCUUUUUCAGGUAGGGUGGAGCGAUGUCGAGGAAUAUCUGCAUGAGGUAGAGCAUGCAGAGAAGGAUCCAAGGUGGAAAAGAGCCGAAGAAGCGAAAAAAGCAGAGGCGGCCUUAUGAUGCUGGCAUCAGUUUUUUAGAAACUUAAUUAUCCUGGAAGAUCUUGCUAGCAAGAGAAACUACGAAAAGAAAAUCUUGGAUCUUGCUAGCAAGAGAUGAAACAAAGAGAAAGCUGCCGAAGAAGCGGCUUUAGGAUGCUGAUAUUUAUGUUGUUGGUGGAAAUGAAAGUCAGUUUUCCACCAACAGAGUAACUACAACAAUAUCCUUGGAGUUGUACCGAGGAUGGGUAAGAGACUCUCAGUUGCAAGGUAGAUCUUGCAUAUUAGCUUGCUGACUCGUGCCUUUUCAUUUGCUGCCGGUGCAGCUGGUGCAGCUGCAGCUGAGAGAGAGGCUCAGAAAGACUCUUCUGCAGAAGUAGCCGCACAAAAGGGGACGACGAAGCGAGUAACGAUUGUGGAAGGCCCUACGAAAAAAGGAGAAGGAAACGAGGAUCCUACGAAAAAAGUACAAGAAAAAGAAGUAUCGAGUAGAAGUACAUCAUCAACCGCUUCUGCUCCUCCUCAAAAGAAAAAAAUUGCCGCAAUCACGUUCGAGUAUCAGGGUCGACCCGAAGGCUUCCUGAAUGUCGUGCCAGAAAAAGAGAAGGUUGAGGACGAACUCGAUCUUUCACUACUGCAACGAACAGGAGAUGAUUAAGGCUACUCGUUGAAGCAUUUCAUAUUCAUUUCUACGCGCUCUUCUCCCGUAGCGUCGCUAUCUAAGGAUGAAAUGUCUCCACCUUUAAGGACGAGAGGAAGACUUAGCAAGAAUAGGUGUGGUCGUGGGAACCUCUGUAGUUGAUGUUGGGGAUCCAGCAUCAAGUGCAGCAACAUCUGAUGACGAGGAAAAUUCGAGUCAUAGUGGAACGAACAAAGACGAAGGAACUACUCUGUUGCCCACGUCUGGAGUUCCGAACGUCUUCAUUACGCAAGGGGGCGCUGGAGGUGGAGGCGCCUUCGCAACAUCGUCACCUCAGCAGAACUUGUUGGAGCAGCAGCAUUCUACAAUAAAUAUUCAGACGGACGAAGGGCAACUUGUUCAUCUUUGUUCUGACGAGAGACAGCACGACCAGACGAAGCCAGAAGUAGUUUUUCCUCCAGUGAGCAAGCGUAAUUUAUUCUCGGUAGAUCCGGUGACGGGUUCUUUGCGAGCAGGACUAGACCGGCUAGCGGAAGAGCGCAUGUUCUACGGGCCGACUUUGAUACAGCAACAACACAUUUCCUUGCCUGGAGUGAAGUCAUUGUUCGAGUUACAAGAGAGCAAUAAGAAACCUGUAUGAGGCCACUCAUUGAGAGCGAAGAUAUAGGACGAAUGUCGUUCGUAAGUAAGAAGGUAAAGGGGGAACGACAUCCCCUCGUCGACAUUCUCGAUGGGUGGAAGCAUUCAAAACCACCGAGUGCGCUUCUCGCGAAGUCGGGGCAUCAGAAAAACGCCGAAGUAGAAUUAGCAGACGGACGUGGCAUUGAGGCUAAGGACCCUGACCACGAGGGGUCGAACAACGACAGCAGCGAAGACGAAGGACGACAAAAUUAUGGUUACAACUGCUUUUAUGCUUCUUCUUAAGAUCUUCAAGGAUAUCUCGGUAAGCAGAGUACUCUUCACCUCACUUUUUAGACAACAUUCUUCUACUUCUUCUCGUCAUGAUUCUUAUCUUCAUUUCACCAUUCAACUCCAAACCCUGCUCGUGAUGAAUUCAUGCAUGAUGUUGAUACUCGAUCGUGCUAAUAAAGAAAAUACCAUGCGAGGUCAGGAACAGGAAGGGAGAGCAACAUUUCUCAGCCAGGACUCUUGCUGUCACGAGAGACCGUGGUGGUAGCUGCGCCAUUAGGUGUGAGGUAUGUCCGACAGGCAGACCCUGUUAGUAGCAACCAGCUGGAAGGAGCUGACUUACCAUUAUUGUGCGAGGAGCCACCAGAUCUGCAGCAUGAUUUAACCAAGGACGUGGAUGAUGAUGAAGCUGGAGCUGGUGCAGGUUCUUUUGACGUACGGACACGACAACAUCAAGUAGACCACUCGCCUUCUGGUACUACAGCUGCGUUUCUUAACACUGGUAUGGUUAAGGCUACCGCUCCUGAAGCACCCCCCGCACCAUCCUUGGCUUGUUUUUCGACGGGAAAAGGGGCUCAGGGAUGGGCUCAAGGAUGCGGCGUGCUAGCUCUAAUAUGGAAACAGGAGCGGGUGAAACCGCUGAGAAUCGACUGCGUACGCAGAUGGUUGCCGAUAGAGCCAAGCGUUUAGCUUUUCGCCUGACAGCAGAGUCCUUGCGCCGAAACUCACCAGAGAGACGAAACAGUCGAUCUUUGCAGAGGCAAUUAAGGCCAUAGAUGAUUCAUCUUUCAGUGCUGCAUCCUUGCUCCUGCUUGUUGAGAACAAGUACCUACUUCUUCUACUCGAAUAGAUACUACAAAGAUCAAGAUGUUGCAAAUAAAAUCCUUGUAUCCUAUCAUGUACAAAGAUGCAUCUAAAAUAAGAAGAUAAGUCUUAACCAAGGAGUAGAGCUCCUCCCCUAAGGCAACGUGAUAACAGCGUCGUUCACGCUGAUGGGUCUACAUUCUUCUACGAGCACGAACGUGACUUGGUAACUGGCGAGCUCCCAAGGAUCCAUAGGCGCUCCAAGGAUAGAGCUGGAGUUUUGCUCGCGCGCGCAGAAGAGAUCUUGCGUCGCAAUAAAGAGGAAAGUUAAGCUUCCCCUUAUCCAUUUCUAUAGUAUACAUAGGGAUGGAUCGAUCCCUCAGCCGUAAGCAUCCACACCAAUAGUACAACAAGAGCGACACUGAGGCAUGCGCGUGCGAGAUCUCCACCGGGAUGAAUUAGGGAGAGGUCUAAGGAAAACGACAAGCUGAGAAUCAGCAAGCAGUGGCUCAACGAAAACGAAGGACCUUCGGUCGUGCUGGCAUGUCUAGAAAUGGUGGACUUGCCGCAGCAUUAGCAGAGGAACAGGAAGAAGAAGAUGAUGAGGAGGCAGGUGGCGAAGUGAAAACAUCCGAUCUAAAGCCUAGGGGCUUCGGACAAAAAGUUAAGGUCAACAUUUAGUGUCCAUCUUUCACUUUCUCCGCAUCUCGUUGCCCCUUCUAGUAUCCCUUGUAUUUCAUGGCAAAGGGGUCGAGAUGAGCAGGGGACCGAGAUGCAAAAAAGCCGACUCUAAAAAAGGAAAGGGCAAAAAGCCCAAUCUGCAGAUGAAUAAGUCUCCUUUUCAUCAAGGUCCUUCCACACCUUCAACAACAUCAUCUUCUAGCGAAGAUGCUGGCAGUGGCAGUGGUGACGAAAAGUCUGUGGUUGCACUGCUACAAGAAGAAGAAGAUAACGACUAUGAGCACUUUCUUCGUCUCGAGAACGGAAGAAAAAAGAGAACGAAAAAACAAAGGAAACGUCACUUAUUCUUUCGCUUGUAUGAAAAAUUUUUGCUGCAUGAGCAGCUGCCGCAUUGGAAGGAAAGACGGGAGCUCUACUUGCUCGAAGACCUCCUUGAUUCUCAUCGGACAGAUGGGAUCCAAACCGUUCUCGCUGAACGUUAAGACUUGUAGUUUAUUACUUUAUACCGGAUCAUUCUAGUACUAGAAGUGCAACUACAUCCUCUCUUGAGGCUGCUUCUGCUCUCAAGAGGUUAAAGUGUGUCUUUGAAGACGUGCUAUGAAGGGGAGAAAACUGUACAAAGAUGAAUGCGCACCUUAUUUACUAGCAAAAAAAUGAUGAUGUGAAUGUGAUCUCUCUAAGAACGAAGGCAUCUAGAAAAAAGUAUGGAGGAAGAUUUGAGCAAGCUUGUGCACAACGAGUCCGAGUGGAAGGAAGUAGGCCGUCGGUGCUGGAGGAUCUGUUGGGCACCAGAGUUAAGGCUACAGGAAAUCCCUCUUCGCACGGGCACGCAUCUUGGUCCCGUUUUUUAGUGGAAAAGGGAACCCAGGAUGCUGCUGAAGAUGGAUUUCUCUCAGUUCUAACAGAGAGCGGAGCCACAGCACAAGAUGGCGGAGCCUUGUCUAGGGAAGAUCGAAUCCGGGAUCGACGAAGAAAACGGCAAACACUUGGACGCCUUAAUUAUGGCUUGUUGUACUACGUCCAUGUAGUCGAAGUACUAUGCCAAUCCCAAUGUCGAAUGAUGUGUACUAUGCCAAUGCCAAUGUCUACUAGAUCAUAUGUCGAAGUCGAAAAGGAUAUGUACUAUGUCAUCUUCAAUGUUUAGAGACUAUAACUACACAGAACUUCAUGCUCAUGAUGUGUAUCUAUGAGCAUAAUUUGUCUCUAAUUCCAAGAAGUAGUUUGAUGUUUCGAACUUCAGUUUUCAACUUGAUAUCCAAGAAAUUUCAGUUUUAUUCCAUUUUGGUUGAAUUCAUUUCCUGACGACGCCAAAAGAAUUGGUAUCCUUCACACCUCAAACGGUGGCUAAGUCAACUACUAAACACUAUCAAGAUAUGAACUCUACCAGUCUCUCCCUUCUGCUAACUUCUACGACUACAAUUUCACGAAGUUCUACCAACUUCUACAUUCUAAAAAAGUACACUAGCCUAAUACUUCUAUUAGCUUUUAACCUUUACUGACAGCCACAAGCAAAUAACAGCUGUUGUCUACUUCGCUUUGAACUCGAAGUCGUAUUUGAUGGCUUUUCUUUCUCAAGCCUACUACUCUGUAUGGUUCUGGUAUUUGGUAACCUGAAUUUGAUCCGAAGGGUUCUCUUCUUGUUUUCCCUUAGGAUCAAACUCAGGUUACCAAAUACCAGAACCAUUCAUACUCACAGUGGCUUCCCCCCUUCACAGCUGCUUCCUUGUUUUCCCUCUAGUUCUAACUCACAGUCGUAUUCGAUGGUUGGUACAUGGCUGUUCAGACCAUGAUGUUGGAGCAGGCCAAGCCAAAGCCUUGGAGUUUAGUGAGAGGUAUGGUUAGAUUUUAGCCAUCUUUUUCGGCAACAUCUUGAUCCCCUUUUGCCUUGUAUUAUUCCUAUGAAUUACUACAACAAGGGUCUGUCUUAUUUUUCGGCAACAUCUUGAUCCCCUUUUGGUCUGUAUGAUUUUUCUUGCGAAUUAUUACAACAAGGAGCGUUGUAAGAAAGGGGUCAAGAUGAGGGAACCAGGAUGGAUUCAAGCUGAUUCUAAGAAAGAUUUCGAGGACGGUCGCGUCGAGUACCUUUGCUUGGGGGGUAUCGAGCGUGUCAGCAUUUUUGGAGACGCCGCUGCGACUCUUGUAUACGAUGGCAAGAUGAAAGUAGCAGAGCACGACGGAUUCUCACCUACAACAAAUGCAAAUGGUACGAAGGCAGGACGAGAAGAAGCGGCUUUAAGGAGCGGAGGAGGGGACACUCGUCGAGGACCGAGGACGACGAGGCCAAGAGAGACUGGUUGUAAGGCCUCCGCAAGAAAAAGGAGCGCGCAGAGUCCAAAAAAGAUGCCUGGAGGAAAUUUGACUACUGCACGCCCUGACACUAAACGAGCAUAUUACGACCAGCAGGAAGAAAAUGGUGCUGGAAGUGGUAGUGGCUUAGCUAUUAAACAAGCCCGCCUUCCUGUUGUCCCUCCAGAGGUGCUGAAUAUUGCAGAAGAGACUUCACCCAUGAAGCAAGUAGAGGUGAACUUCGGCAAUAAGAGCAAUAUUAAACCUACAACUCGUAUAAGUGACUCCACCAAAGAACAUCAUCCAGAACAAGACCCAACAUCCACCGGUCGUGGAGUCGACACUAGGAGAGGCACUGGAGGAAACGUCGAGGUACCCCCAAAGCUGAAACGAAAUCCGCUUGCGGCAUCAAGCAAGCCACAGCAGACACGUCGGAAAAAACCAGUCGUAGUCCUUGGGGGACAGUAGGAUGUGCAUGAGGAUCAGGUGGUAUCACUUGUUUUAAAUAUUCAAAAGGAAGCAGGCCAGAAAUAUAGUAGGACCCCGAUCGUUUCAAUCAGUCUACUUACUUGUCUUAGCAUCUGUGCUAGACCAUGCUAGUUUCGUUAGAUGUGCCUAAGCAGACACUGUGCCUCCUUUUGGUUAAUACCACAGUCAUGUUAUAACUACUUUGCGUUACCAGCACUACCACAAUAAUUGGUGGAAUCAUCUUUCGUUAUAAUAGCGCAGUCGACUGGGACUGGAAUCGGUAGCACGGUUACUUUGAGUCUUUCGUUAGCACAGUUGUGAACUUUUUUGUUAGCACCCAUUACAACAUCCAGUUGUAAACUUUCGUUCGCACAUUCAGUUGAUGUAAAGGUAAACUUUCGUUAGCACAUCCAGUUUCAAAUUUUUUCGUUAGCAUUAGCACAUCCAGUUGUGAACUUUUUCGUUAGCAAAUUUAGUUGAUGUAAAGGUAAACUUCCGUUAGCACAGUUGUACACUUUCGUUGGCACAAGAGGUUUCGUUUUUAGACAUUCACUCCUUGCACAGUGAAAAAUUCAUUUUCUUGUUUGUAUGUUGCUUCUCUAUUGCGAGAAUAAGAAUGGAUAAAGUUUCUCUGACAGGUUAUUUGAUGAUGUACAUGUAAGUACGUACUUUUGCUUUUGCAGUUUCUAUUGGGUCUAUCACAGACAUCUUCAUUCGGCAAAU